AUGGGGCCCCAUUGGAAGGGCACCAGUUCUCUCCAGAACAUGAUCAUCAUGGGUGACUCUUACAGCAAAUACGAGGGGAAGACGUGGCCAUGUGUCCAUAAUUUCGCAUUUCCAGGGGCCACUGCCGAGGACGAUCUAACAACCCAGAUAGAAAGCUUUUUUGCCAUCUAUCCCAAGAAGAGCACUCCCAAAGACGAACCGCCACUGGACCCUACAAAGUCAACUUACUUUGUAUUUAUUGGUAUAAAUGACUGUGGAAGAACAGCCGCAGAUGACCUAGAAACGCCAUUAGAAACCAUCUUUGAUGCGCUCGAUGACCUUUACAUCAAAGCCGGAGCCAGGAACUUCCUCCUCGUGGACGUGCCCCCAAUGCACCGCUCGCCACAAGCAGCAGCGUCCGACAACGAAGGCGAAUUGGCGGAGCGCGUCCAGACCUGGAACGAACGUCUUCGCGAGCGUGCGCAAGAUUUCGCCUCAAGUAGCUCGCAAGCAAUGUUAAGCGAAGUCUUGGACGAUCCGUGUGAAUUUGACCUCACUGAAGACGACCCCGAGACAGAGGAUGGCGGCUUCUGGUUGGACGAUUUGCAUAUCACAGCAAGCGUACACGCGAUUCUCUCGGACAAGCUACUCGACUGUAUCCUACAUCUGGUCUGA
This is a messenger RNA of Epithele typhae, 654 nucleotides long. RefSeq lists its product as uncharacterized. The record is from RefSeq and is a predicted model, not a curated record. Gene Ontology annotation, molecular function: hydrolase activity, acting on ester bonds. Bases 1 to 654 code for a protein of 217 amino acids. Lineage: Eukaryota; Fungi; Basidiomycota; Agaricomycetes; Polyporales; Epitheliaceae. The transcript has 6 exons.